AUGAUGGAAAAAGAAAAUAAAUUGACGGGGAGGUCUCAGCCGUUAGUCCAUUUCACCCGUAGACUGGUGUAUAAAAUAAUAAAUCGUCUGAGUCUCAUCGCCCUACUCGACUUAGUGACCUUUGGCACCACGACGCAUCUGAUUGUGGGCGCUGCAAGAUUCUGCAUCUUGACGUUGUGCAAUAUCAGCUUCUGGCCUGAUCUCGUCAAUCGGAAAAGAAAUGCCAUCCAGAAUGCCCUCAGCCUGAGCCAAAAAUCGCAUACCGACCUGUUCGGGCGGCUGGAUCUCAAUGUGAGGAAUGACGAGAUGCAAGCGCCGGUCGCGUUGGCAACACUGCCAGUGAUUUCAACUCUGUUGCUGGUGGCGAAAUGGCUGUUGUUGAUGCGAGCCUUCUACCUGAUUGCCAGACUGGCCUUCUCUUUGGUGCGUAUUCAACGACGACUGUCGAAAAAGCGGAUCGCUCUGGCGGAACGUCACAGUCGACUGAACAGCAAACUGGUCGGACUGGACAGUGCCGUUGCCGUGGGCGAUGGCAGACCGGUCGACUGGGUCGACGAGGUGACCCGACUGCCGUUGUCCCAGCUCCGUCGGCAGCUGCAAAAGCGUCAGAUCACCGCCAUCGACUUGCUGGACGCGUUUCAGCGCAAAGCUCUGGCUCUGAUACAGUCACAGACGGGCUGUAUCGCCGAGAUCAUCUACGGCGCUGACGUGGACGCCAUCUACGCGGACGAGACGCUCGACUCGAAGCUGCCGAAUGCCACGACGCCGGCUUCUCUCUUGCAUGGCAUCCCGAUCAGUCUGAAAGAGAUGAUACCGGUUUGCGGCUACGAUCACACCAUGGGAUAUGUGCACAAUGUAAGUGGGCUGGCGUUUUGCAGGUCCAUUCGCGGGAUGUAUGACAUUCCGGUGAUGUUUCGCAUUGUAGAUACGAAGAGUGACUGA
Molecule: messenger RNA, 942 nt
Organism: Protopolystoma xenopodis
Lineage: Eukaryota; Metazoa; Platyhelminthes; Monogenea; Polystomatidea; Polystomatidae
Source: the annotation of a GenBank genome assembly